Lucilia sericata (common green bottle fly) is the source of this 2249-nucleotide messenger RNA. RefSeq lists its product as uncharacterized. Gene Ontology annotation, cellular component: plasma membrane. The record is from RefSeq and is a predicted model, not a curated record. NCBI's taxonomy places the organism in Eukaryota, Metazoa, Arthropoda, Insecta, Diptera, Calliphoridae. Gene Ontology annotation, molecular function: protein binding. The transcript has 4 exons. Bases 27 to 2249 code for a protein of 740 amino acids.
AUAUUUCUCUUAAUGCUGGUGGUUUAAUGGGUGUGGAGAUUUUAACUCCGGCCACUGGUUUAAAACUUUUAAAAAAUGUCAUGAAACUAACGGAUACUCUUUUGGAAGUCACCCCCUACAUCAACAUUACUAUCGCUGGUAUUCCCCCAAAUUGUGUGCAAAUGGUGUGUAAAUUUGUUUGCUUUAAUGGUAAAUCAACCGAUAUCGAUAAAGAUAUUCUUUUCACUUCUGAGAAAAAUAAUUAUUUCUGUUCCAACAUCGAUGAACUGCGUCUUUAUAAUUAUGAAUUUCCCGACAAUAUUCUCUCCUAUGGUUUUCUGGGCAAUUACAGUGACAAAGUUCAGACGCUUUAUAUAGCUUCAGCAAAUAUAACUGAUAUUGAAGCUGGAGCCUUUGCGAAAGGAAGAUUCAAAGAGAUUUUCUUUGAAAACCUACACAUUAAAGAAUUGAAAAAGGAUUUCUUUGAGGGUAUAUCGUCUGACUUUAGCGCUUUAUCUAUUAUACAAAAAGAAACACCUUUGGAAAUAGUCUAUUCGGAUUUUCUCUGUUAUGUAAAGUAUCAAAUAAAAUAUUUGACAUUACAAGCGGGUUUGAAGAGUGUGCGCAAUGUGACGGGUGGUGAUUAUAUAUUGAAUAAUUUGUUGUAUGCGGACUUAAGUUUUAACAAUUUCGGCGAUAACAUGGGCUAUUCAGAAUUUAGUAAAGUCUCCAUGUUGGAACAUUUGGAUUUGUCACACUCCAAUUUAGAAUAUUUACCUUCUUAUAUAUUUUCGGAUUUCACUACGACUUUGGAAUAUUUGGAUUUGUCAUAUAAUAAAUUGAAAACUAUUAGUCGUAGCAUAUUUGGCUGGAGAGAAUUACCGAGAGAUUUAAAGAUAUAUGCCAACGAUAAUGAAUGGGCUUGUUCGUGUGAUUUACAAAUGGAAUUUAAAGCUAUUUUUAUUUACUAUAGAACCACCUUAUUGUGCUCGGAACCGGAGUGGUAUAGAGAUUGGUCGGUAUUCGAUGAUGAAAUAUGUGGUGUAAGUUCUUUAGAGCACUUUGCACCAACUGAACCCAUUGUGAAAACGUCUACAUCUGGCUAUUUAAACGAUGCUAAUAUGAUGCCCACCAUAGAGGUUAAUGAAGGGCCUUUCUAUAAGCAAACAACAGAAGAGGUAUCCACCACUUCCGCUCAUUAUAUAGAGAAGCCUAGUUUUGUAACUAAAGGCGAUUUAGUGAAGUUGGAUUGUCUGGUCGGUACCACCAAUAUUAGCCAAAGGAUUGUGAAACCCAUGCGUUGGCCCUUGAUUUUAUUUGAUGUCACACCUCAGGAUAAUUUACGAGUAGAUGUUGAAGUUGUCUCCCCCUCCAUUCUUGAUGAUUCUUAUGGUCUAAUAUGGUUUAGCAAGGUCACCACCCAGUAUUAUAAAAUGGAAAUAAAUUAUAAUGAAUACGGUUUGGGUUGCUUCAAUUCCAUAUCGUUUGUCACCACAGUCGAUGAUCUGGUACCCAAUACUGCUUAUACCUUUUGUGUAGUGAAAAAGAAUCAAGUGACCACCUCUCCCUUCAGUUGCAAGUCCAUACAUGUAGGUGGUAAUGUGGCGGUACAAUAUAGUGCUUGGUUAACGCGAGACAUGAGAGUAACCGGUUUGUCAUUGGUUAUUUUUGGCAUCAUAAUGUUUUCAUUUGCCGGAAUUUUAAUGAUCUAUUUGCUGUUGAAACGCAAACCCAUUUUACUUAAAGGCAGCAAGAGAGUUACCACUCUUCAUGCAAAUAGUGAUGAGAUAGUAGUAUUGCCUAAAGAGAACUCUGUUCAAACGAUUAAGGAGAAAGAGGAAAAGUUGGCCAGACGUGGACCCUUUUCCUGCUCCCAAAUACGACGCAAAUCCAACGAGAGUGUAGCCAGUUAUCAAAGUUAUAUCAAUACCAAUUUAUAUGAAGUUAUACCGGCAUAUAGUAAAUUAAAUAAUAAUAACAACAACCCCUCGCUAUAUAUCACUAAUGCAACAGAGGAAACAACUCUCCCAGAUGUAGUAGAUAACCAAGACACAGAAAGUUGUUAUCUGACUCCCCUACAAACAGUUUCUAGUACAUCUAAUCUGGUUAAAUAUGCCGAAAUUCCUUAUCGUGCUAAACGCAUGUCUAACGAUGAGCUGCCCGAAGUGCCAGCCGAUCAACCACCACUCUCUUUGGCUCUUAGUGUAUCGGUAGAUAAACCAGAAUAUGCCCAAGUGGGUACAAUUUAUACAUUGGAUAGUCAAGUUUAG